AUGGCAUGUGUACCACCGUCGGGUUCUUCGCCCGACGCUAGUCCAAGCACUAGCACGGCUCCAAGUACUAGUACGGCCCCAAGUACUAGCACCGUUCCAAGAACUGACAUUUGUCCCAGUCCAAGUACUACAGACAUUCCAAUGAGGGAAAUAAAAUUAUCCACACCGGGUAAAAAGCGUAAACAAUCAGUGAAAAAAAUUGUCGUGGAUGAUUUUGAUAUUUGCGCAAUACGCAAUAUCAUCAACAGCUUUUAUACUGAAUACUGGGAAAAAGAUGGCCUGGUUGACGACGUACUGCAGCAACUUGUAAUGGAUUUUGGAGGAGAGGAGUCAUCCGACAGCGAGAUCGAAAGUUAA
Molecule: messenger RNA, 357 nt
Organism: Parnassius apollo (apollo)
Lineage: Eukaryota; Metazoa; Arthropoda; Insecta; Lepidoptera; Papilionidae
Source: the annotation of a GenBank genome assembly